UGUCCAUCGCCAUCAUCGCCACAGGGCACAACCGACCCUUUACCUGCAAUCUGUUUGUCGUUGUCAGUCUUCACACGCCAUGAGUCACUACCUUAGGGAGCAUCUCGAUGCCGUCGGCGAGCUCCCCCAAAAGCUGCGCGAGACAAUGACCUCGAUCGGCCUGCUGGACGAUCGCGUGCAGUCCAUCUCCGCCCUCAUCGACAGCGACAUCGGCGAGGUGGCGAGGGCGAGACAACGGUACUACGCACAGUUCGACAGCAGCAACAACAGUGGUGAUGACGACAGUGGCGGUGAAAGCCAUCCUCCCCGCACUGGUAGAGCAAAGAAAUCCCGAACGAAGAAGGGAGCACCGAAGACUCGACCACAGGCACGCGCCACCAAGGGUCCGGUGCCGGACGGUUGGCGUACCCCGGAGAUCAGGGCGCUCGAGGACCAAAUCAACAGUCGCAUCGACCUCGUACUCCGCAUGGCAGACGAGAAGUGGCGCCUGGCUCAGCACGCCUACGACCGGCUGGACGUGAACAUCCGUCGUCUCGAUGCGGACCUGGGUCGUAUGGAGACUGACCUCCGUCGACAAGGUUUACUACCCCCACGCGAAGUCUCCGCGACCCCGCCGUCGAGGAAACGCCGCCGGUCGGGGGCGGAGAAAACCGACGAACCCGAGUCUGACUGGUUGGGCCUCAGCCUUUCGGAACGGGACGACCUUCCGGUGGACCCCAACGAGCCGGUGUACUGCUUGUGCAUGCAGGUCUCGUACGGGAAGAUGGUGGGUUGUGACAACCCGUCUUGCGACAAUGGGGAAUGGUUCCACUUCGGGUGUGUCAACCUCACCAAGAGGCCACCAGGGCGGUGGCUGUGCCCAGGCUGCACGGCGCAGCGGCGGCAGUCCCGCCGAGGCGGGGGGGGCGGAGCGGCGGCGGCGGCUGCCGCCGCCGCCGCGCAGGUUGACACUGCCAGCCCGUGGUCGGUGGUGAACUGAGGCAGGAGGGCCCGGAGUUUUAGCGGUGGGUAUGGGAGGGUAAGGGGUGGCAUUAUGUGUGAGCGUGAACCGACGGAGGAGACGGGAUUCAACACGGCUGGCGGUUUUGGGCGGAUGGUUUUAUGUGCGCAGGAGGAAGUCGAUGGGCAGUUGGGAGGGUGUGGAAUGCCAUCGGUGGGCCCGCCUACGCCGUUAAUUGACACAUGCACCGGGGUACCGAUGGAAGAUUGAUGUAGGCUGUGUGGUGUGUACGUGUGGAGGGUAAGGUGAAAAUAAGAAGGGUCAGGAGCUUAGAAACUGUGUGUAGUGUAGGAGGUGAAAGUCGACAGCGUUGAAGGGUUGGAACGUGUAAGGGGUACGGGCGUUUGACCGCGACGACUCGCACGGUACAGCGGUACAAUAGAGGCAUCGAGACUGUUCUACUUGCAAUAUUUGUUCUUGGAGGGGAAGGGGGAAGGGCAGGGGUGAAGGAGACAGGUGCACUUGCGCGGGUGUUAAUUGGGGCAGGAGAGAGUACAUGUGGAGCGAUGUGCUGGGGGAUAUUAUUUCGUGGAGUGGUGGGGGCUGUAGACGUCGAUCCACAACAUCGACCGCUAAACUUUUUAGGUUUUGUGUGCGAGGUUAUUUUGGUUGUGUGAUGCUGUUCGAAUAUCCAGCGGUGUAGACCCCCUAGUGCCAUAGAAGGCAUCGCACCCCGUGCGCAUGUACCAUCUUUGUUUCCCCUGAGCUUGGUGCAACGACGUUUUUCGGGCGGGGUGAGUGGUGGGGUGCAGUUGAUGUUUGUGUUGUUUUGUGUGAAGCAUGCAAGCUCGUGUCACCGGGUGUCUGUGUGUGACGUGCGAAAUGUGUGAAACAGAACGUCGUGUGUCGGGCUCGAGGUAGACAGGGAGGCCGCAUCGCGGUGUUUGUGUGUGCUCCAGGCGCUUCGGUACCGUCGCUCUCUCCCUCUCUCUCUGUCUCUCUCUCUCUCUCUCUGACGUGGUGCUUGCUCGCGCCUUGUUUCAACGAGUCUAGUCUUUGUUCUGGAUCGUGCGGUGUCGUCGUGCGUGCGGCGUUGGGCAUGAUGAGCACGUCUUGUUUUCUUCGCAGCCUGCGGGGCAGCGCAGACGUCCUUCCACCGCGGUGGCUGACUUACGUGUGUCUUUGUUCUUUGAUGUUGGCAUCGAUCGCGCUAACCGGCUGGCCAAUGAAAAUACUUCGAUGCCAGCGGGUAAAAUUGAGGUCCCUGAAAGGGUACCAAACUUCGAAAUUUGCGCAUGCGCUGGAUGCGAAUGCCGGAAA
Ectocarpus sp. CCAP 1310/34 is the source of this 2260-nucleotide messenger RNA. Lineage: Eukaryota; Phaeophyceae; Ectocarpales; Ectocarpaceae. The record is from the annotation of a GenBank genome assembly.